This is a messenger RNA of Hordeum vulgare subsp. vulgare (domesticated barley), 1234 nucleotides long. Its product is annotated as BAG family molecular chaperone regulator 3-like. The transcript has 2 exons. The record is from RefSeq and is a predicted model, not a curated record. Lineage: Eukaryota; Viridiplantae; Streptophyta; Magnoliopsida; Poales; Poaceae. The coding region runs from base 233 to 742 and encodes 169 amino acids. Gene Ontology annotation, molecular function: protein binding.
CGCCUGUCCCAGUGUCCCCUUUGUUGACGCCUUUGACAAACAGCCGCACGCUUCCAAAGCUUGUCCUGUUGCCAUCACCUUAAUCUGCCUCCCCAUAGCUGCUCGACUCCUAGUCCUAUAUAUACACAGCAAAGCCCUGUUCAUACAGCCACCACCAGCUCAACUGCCUCAACAUCACCUGCAACGAACAACAACCGAGUCAUCAGAGAGAGAUUAGCUGCCAUUUGCGACGAUGAUCAAGCUGAGGUGCCCCAACCCCAAGAGGCUCUUCAGGAGGAGCUCCUCCAAGAUCAGCAGGUCUGGCAGCAGCUGCAGCAGCAGCGACGCCGGCAGCGAUUCCUCCAGUGGCAUCCGUGGCGGCGGCGGCAGCGGCGAGAUCGAGUGGGAGGUGCGGCCAGGGGGCAUGCUGGUGCAGAGGAGGGAUGGGAGAGGGGACGCCGAGGUCAUCACAGUCAGGGUGGCCACCGGCUACUCCUGGCACGAGGUCUCCAUUGGAGCUACCUGCACCUUUGGUGAGCUGAAGGUGGUAGUGUCCAUGGUGACGGGGCUGGAGCCGAGGGAGCAGAGGCUGCUGUUCAGGGGCAAGGAGAGGGAGGACAGCGACCACCUCCACAUGGUUGGGGUGAGGGACAAGGACAAGGUGCUGCUCCUAGAAGACCCUGCCCUCAAAGACAUCAAACUCCGGGCUGCGCUUGCGGGCCAAGCCGUGCAGAGCCCGUAUCAGAAUUUUAUCAAGGUGUAGGCCGGCCUGCCUCGCCCACGUCGCUAACAGUUAGGCUAAAUCAAAUCAAUCACACUAUCAUCGAGCGAGUCUCGGAAAAGUUGUUAAAAAAGGCUUAUUUGGGAACUUGAUGCAUGCUGUGGUUCGCUGCUGUUGAUCACUAGUACUACUUGAGUACCACUCCAUGAAAUGGAAGGGCAAAGGGCCUCCUCGUGUGAGAGUUAGAGUACUAGUACCAAAUUUUAAUUAUGAAUUGCAUGACUGUGAAGUUUGUAGUCAUUUGCAAGUUUUAAGUUAUUUCUUUUUAGAUACUGUAAGGGCUAUUGGGCUAGCCUCCGAGAGUUGCAAGUCUAAGUGUUGGAUGUCAUGCAUGUUAACAAGUUAGAUAGGAGAGUGCAAGCUGAGAUGGUGCCUCUGGCAUAGUGUGUGCUAAAUUGCUAGUUUGUGAGAGGCAAUUCUGUUGUGGAUAAGAUGUAUCAAUGUGUCUUGAGGCGACCUCACACUUGAGUUGUG